Jaculus jaculus (lesser Egyptian jerboa) is the source of this 3002-nucleotide messenger RNA. It is a transcript of the gene Itpripl1, whose product is annotated as ITPRIP like 1. NCBI's taxonomy places the organism in Eukaryota, Metazoa, Chordata, Mammalia, Rodentia, Dipodidae. Bases 143 to 1786 code for a protein of 547 amino acids. The transcript has 2 exons. Gene Ontology annotation, cellular component: membrane. The record is from RefSeq and is a predicted model, not a curated record.
AGGAGAGGGGCCCGGGACCACACCCGUGGUCGGUCCGGGCGAUGAACCCGGAGCGCCCACCCCGCCGGGAGAAGGCAGGGGCGGCCUGGCCGCGCUGCCUCUUUAAGAUCGCGUUUGUUCUACCGAUGAUGCAGAGGCCUCCAUGGCUGUUCUAAGCCUGCUGUUCUUGGCAGUGAUGUAUGUUGUUCACCACCCCCUGAUGGUCAGUGACCGAAUGGACCUGGACACACUAGCCAGGAGUCGGCAGCUGGAGAAGCGAAUGAGCGAGGAGAUGCGGCAGUUAGAGAUAGAGUUUGAAGAGAAAAAGCGAGCUGCUGAACAAAGGCAGAAGGCAGAAGACUUUUGGAGAGGGGACACAACCAGUGACCAGUUGGUGCUAGGAAAGAAAGACAUAGGAUGGUCAUUCCAGGCCAAAGGCCAGGAGGGUCCUCUGAGUUGGAUGCUGGGAAACCUGUGGAAUGCUGGCCUCUUUUGCCUUUUUCUCAUUUUUGAGCUCCUGCGACAGAACAUGCAGCAUGAGCCAGCCUUUGACUCCAGUAGCGAUGAGGAAGAGGAAGAGGUCCAUGUUGUGCCUGCCACCUUUAACAACUGGCUUACUAAUUUCCCAUCCCAGGAGUCCCUGGAAACCUUUUACAAAUAUUAUGUCCAAAAUGCCAUCCGUGACCUGUCCUGCACCUGCGAGUUUGUGGAGAGCUUUGUGGAUGAUCUCAUUGAGGCCUGUCGGGUACUCAGUCGCCGGGAGGCUCACCCACAGUUGGAGGACUGUCUGGGCAUUGGGGCAGCCUUUGAAAAGUGGGGGACCCUCCAUGAGACCCAGAACUUCGAUGUCCUUGUGCCCAUUGUCCCCCCACAGGGCACUAUGUUUGUCUUGGAGAUGAGGGACCCGGCCCUGGGUCGCCGCUGUGGCUCCGUGCGGGUGGACUCCGAGUGCAUAUGUAAGAGCGAGCAGCUUUUAGGGGAUGUGUUAUGCCUGGUGCACCACCACAGGGACCACUCGGUUGUCUUGGGCAAGUGUGCCAACUCCAUCAAGGCAGCUCUCUGCACUGGCUUGCACUUGGAUGUGUGUAAGACUGUGCAGUGGUUCCGGAACAUGGUAGGGAAUGCCUGGGCCCUGGUGGCCCACAAGUAUGACUUUAAGCUCAGUCUCCCACCGUCUACCACCUCCUGCAAGCUCAGGCUGGAUUACCGUUCUGGACGCUUUCUGUCGAUCAGCUUGAUCCUGGGGGUGCAACGGGAAGACACCUUGGUCUACCUGGUGAGUCAGGCCUCUGAGCAGGAACAACUCACCAGUGUGCACUGGCCUGAGUCCUUUGCAGCCUGUGAGCACUUAUUCCUGAAGCUUGUAGGGCGCUUUGCUCCCGAGAACACCUGUCACCUCAAGUGCCUACAGAUCAUUUUGAGUCUCCAGAACCACCAGAGCUUACCCCCUGGGGCCACCCACCCCAUCCUCACCUCCUACCACUUCAAAACAGCCCUCAUGCACCUGUUGCUACGGCUACCCCUGACAGAUUGGCAGCACAACAUGCUCUCUAAGCGGCUCCAGGAUGUUCUCUGGUUCUUGGGCCAUGGCCUCCAGCAAAGGUCUCUCCAUCAUUUCCUCAUUGGUAAUACCUUCCUGCCCCUGACCAUCCCUAUCCCCAAGACAUUUCGGAAUGCUGAGCCUGUCAAUCUCUUCCAGCAUCUGGUGCUAAAUCCUGUGGCUCACACACAGGCAGUGGAGGAGUUUCACAACCUUCUGGCCCAAGUGAAGACUCUUCCCUGUCCCCCACUGGCUGGGUCACCUUAAGGUAGAGACUAUUAAAAAAAAAUGGGAGAAGGUAUUUCUGAUUCUUGAGGCUGCAAGUUUACUUUUUACACAGUCAGUGGUAUGUGACCUUCACUUUGCCAGUGGGAACUACGAUAGAUAGCAGGGCCUAAUCUGGCUGGGGGCGGAGGGGUUGUCGCUGAGAUUUUCUCCUAAUUUAACUUUGGUCAUGACCCAAAUAAAGUCCAGGGAAAUGGAUGCUAUAGGAGGAUCUUGCUGCUAGGGAGCUAAAGUCCUAUUAAAUUGUGUUUCUGUAUCAACACUGGAAGCAAAAGAGAAUACCUCCAUUCCAGCUGACUCCUUUCUGUGAAUGACUCCCAACAUGUUCCUUGUGAACUGCUUUUCUUAAACUGUUAGCUCCGUUCCCAGCCAAGCUGAUGUACUCCGCUUUACUCCAUUUACUGUUACAGCAACUUUUCAUACUUAGGACCCAAUAUUUUGUACCUUUGCUGUUUUGAAAAUAUAACCAAGAUGUUUAUUUUCUAUUUUUAUAAUUAGCCCUCUUUUCAUUCAUUAUUGCUGUUUCUAUGCAUCCGAGGAAAACCCCACUACUUCCUGAAUAUUUGUUAGCAUUUACUCCCAAAUGUUAAGUUAGUGGUGAGCUCUCUCAUAAUUGAAAUAUUUCCUAUACUUAAUAACCGACCUCAGAUGACCUUUUUACCUGGAAGCAACAGUCUAAAGCUCCUCAUGCGGGUAGGCUUUCUGGGGUCUCUGGGAUGAAUGAUAUGCUUCUGAGAGGAAGCUGCUUAUUUGUUAACUGGAAAGCUUUAGCUGUGCAUUUUCUGGUUAUGGCUUUGCAUUCUGUUUUCAAAGAUGAAAAAGAGAUUACUUGAACUUUGUGGUUUUGAAAAGAGAGGUCAUCACAAUCUAGGCCCAUUGCCAGGGCUGGACAGGAAGAACUGUGAAGCAGUUCAAUUCUACCAGAGUCCUGAUUCUAGAGAUAUGAUUGGUAUAUUUUCUCCUUGUUUUAAAACUGUGAGCAUCCUGAGGAGGCGUAUUAAGAAAUAGUUAUGGGUGUGGUUGUUUUGGAAAUACCAACUUUGUUCCUAGUCACCUCCGCCAGGAAGAUCUGGUGGGGAAGAGAACCUGGCCCCACAUUUGACUUGCCCCAGAAGGGCAUCAGAUGCUAGCCUUUGGGGCUUUUGUUCUGGUGUGGAAUCCCCUCCCCUUACAAAAAUAAAAGCAUUCCAGAAGCCGA